Dalotia coriaria is the source of this 4494-nucleotide messenger RNA. Its product is annotated as chaoptin. The coding region runs from base 166 to 4200 and encodes 1344 amino acids. The transcript is spliced from 5 exons. The record is from RefSeq and is a predicted model, not a curated record. NCBI's taxonomy places the organism in Eukaryota, Metazoa, Arthropoda, Insecta, Coleoptera, Staphylinidae. Gene Ontology annotation, molecular function: protein binding.
AACAGUCUUAGCGCGAAAGACGGUCGCGUUUCCUCCUCUCCGCCGUUGUUCACCGCUAUAACGCGUAAAAAACAAGUUUAAACAAAACAUGCGGACAUUUUAAUCAAUAGUUGCGUAACACUUGGAUUUAUCACAGUGGAUAAAGCACGAAAAACACGCAAAAAGAUGUUUUUCCUGCGGAUUACCUUCAGUUUCCUCCUAAUCAUAACCUCAUCAUUCUCCGCAUCGAAUUUCUACCGUCCAUGCACGGAAAUCUCACGUGAAUUACGCCUGCCAUGUCUCUGCGCCAUCGGCCCCGUCGAAUCCGUAUUAGACGGCAACUCAGCCAUCAGCGUCGACUGUGACCGCGUGGUAUUCCCCGGAGAUUUCCCCAAUCUCCCCUACGGUGCCCCAAUUGUCACCUUCCGUCAAAGAAACGCUGGUUAUCAAGCGCUGCCAACGCAAGCUUUCGCACAAUCAGGUUUACCAUUAAGAUCUUUGGACUUUUCCGGGAAUUCACUGCGCAGACUCACAGACAGACUCCUGAAUGGCCUCCAGGAUAAACUUCUGGAGUUGAGGUUAUCUGAUAACCUCCUCGGGGAUACUUUGAACCCGAUUUUCUCCAGCAGUGAAUUUCAUGGUUUGAAACACUUGCAAUUGCUGGAUUUAAGUGGGAAUUCUAUUAAGAGUAUAGAGGAAGGUAUCCUAGAGGGGUGUGAGAACCUCCAGGAGUUGUUCUUGGAUAGAAAUAGCUUGACAGCUGUCCCUGGAGCAUCCCUGAAUGGACCCAAAACGUUGCGGAUACUUAGCAUACGUGAAAAUCGCAUAAGUACCAUCAAAUCCGGCGCGUUCCAAGCUCAAAAAAGUCUUGACAUCAUCGAUUUAAGUCGUAACCUUGUCGCACACAUUGAAGGUGGCGCUUUUGACCGCCUAGAUCGCUUGAAAUCACUUAAACUCGGCCAUAAUCGACUUACAAAAUUCAAUAGUGAUGUGUUUGAUGGUGCGGAGCAACUGCAACAGCUGGAUUUAAGCGAAAACUUCAUCCAGGAGUUCCCCACGGUCGCAUUGAAAGCCUUUCAUAACCUACGAUACUUAAAUCUGUCAUCUAACCUCAUACAGAAUUUAGAUAAUAACGACCUUAUCUCGUUGAUAUCCCUCUACCACUUGGAUCUCAGCCGGAAUAACAUCGCAAACAUCGUCCCGGGAACAUUUCUAGGCCUAAAACAACUCAGAAGACUUGAUAUAAGUGUCAAUUCACUACGAACGAUUGAAGAUGACGCUUUUGAAGGCCUAGAUAACCUUGAAUAUCUAAACCUCAAGGAUAAUAACAUCCUGCUCAUCCCAGCAUCAGCUCUGGGUCGCCUUCCGAGGUUAACUAACCUCCAAUUGGAUUACAAUCGUGUCGCAGCGCUAUCUGGUGACAUUUUACGCUCGAUCGCCAAGCAGGUGACUACUUUAGUGUUAUCCAAGAAUGUAGUUCGUGAAUUGCCCGCUGCGACCUUCGAAUACUUCCAACAACUGCAACAUUUAGACUUGACACGUAACCUGCUGGCAACCCUCAAUACAGACGCGUUCUCCGGCUUGGAAAACACCCUGUUAACUCUAUCAGUCUCACAAAAUCGUAUCAACACACUCGCUGGAAGUCCUCUGUCAAUGUCAAAGCUACAAAAAUUAGAUUUAAGCGAUAAUCAUCUCAGCGAACUCGCAAGAAACGCGUUUUCUGCUUUACCAUCACUGGUACACUUGAAUUUAUCGCGUAAUUCACAUCUAGGCAACAUUCCACAGGUGCUAAUGCAUAAAUUAGACAAUUUACGCGUUGUAGAUCUUUCCCACAUCAAUUUAAAGACGCUAACCAGUGAUUUAUUCGCGAAAAACUUGUUUUUGAGUCAAAUUUACCUCAACGACAACGAAUUGAGCGAAAUACAAGAUGGCGCGUUCUUUAACCUCAAAAAUCUCACAAUCGUGGAUCUAUCACGUAAUAAUAUCAACAAUAUCCGCCAGGGGGCGUUCGUAAACGUGAUGAACAUCAAAGAAUUGUAUCUGAGUGGCAAUGAAUUGACAUCUUUCAAGGGAGAAUUCUUUAAUACCGGCACAUCGCUGGAGAUUCUCGACAUUUCACACAAUCAACUCUCUUAUUUAUUCCCUUCAUCGUUCAGGAUCCACCCAAGGUUGAAAAAAAUCAUCGCAUCGCAUAAUAAAUUCAAUUUUUUCCCUGCUGAGUUAAUCGCUACACUACAAUACUUAAAUUAUGUGGAUUUAAGCAACAACGCAUUGAAAACCAUCGAAGAAUUAGAUUUUGCGCGGUUGCCGCGCCUGCGCACACUUUUGUUAGGUUAUAAUCACAUCGAGAGCAUAAACGAGAUGUCAUUUCAUAAUUCCACGCAGUUACAAGUGAUUGACUUGAGUUACAACAACCUGGAACGCCUGGGUGAGCGCACAUUCGAAGGUUUAGUACGUAUCGAACUACUUAACCUCAAAGGUAACCAAUUGACAGACCUACCAGAGACGAUAUUCGAACGUGCGCGUGUACAAAUGUUAGAAAACAUAAUUCUCGCUGAGAAUAGAUUCGAGCAUGCGCCGUUGAAGUCGUUGCAACGACAAUACUUCUUUGUGAAUUCCGUUGAUCUGUCACACAAUGAGAUCGUGACAAUUCCGACAGAUGACAGCACAAUGGUGAAUAUCAAACGUCUUGAUUUAUCUUUUAAUCCUCUGAGUGCGGAAACAAUCGAGAGUAUCUUCGGCGAGCCUAAAACAGUCAGGGAAUUAAAUUUAGCCGCUACGGGUAUACAGAGUGUUGCGCAACUGGAAACACCGUUCCUACACGCGUUGAAUUUGAGUUACAACAAUAUUUCAUCAUUAAAUCAUAAAAUUUUUGAACGUACCACAUUGUUAGAGUCUCUGGAUGUUUCCAACAAUCAAUUAAGUGAUUUGAGUAAGUUUUCAAGCAUCUGGAACGUGUUGAAGAGCCUCCAAGCGUUGAAUAUCUCCGGAAAUCCGAUUAUAACCGUCGGAUCUAAUGAUUUCGACGGUUUGAAAUCAUUAAGAUAUUUCUCGAUGAAUGAUUUAGUUGAUUGCACGCGUAUUGAGAAGACCGCGUUCAAAUCCACGCCGAAUUUGUCGGUUUUACAAGCGUAUAACUUCCCAAAGUUAGGUUAUCUCGACGUACCUGGGUUGUUGCAACAUCUACCGUCAUUGGAACGUGUGAAUAUUGAGGUUAAGGACGCUGCGGUUGGUAGUGAUCAAUUACAAAGCAUUUUACACCCGCGAUUACGUGAAUUAGGUCUGCAUGGUUCUAGGUUACGUAGCGUGAGUUCUGGAACAUUGUCAGGCCUGAAAGGACAUUCGGUUAUGAUUAGGUUAAUGAAUACGUCAUUGACAGCCUUACCUCCAGCGUUAUUCUUCCCUGUGCCGAGAUCCAGCCAUGUUAACCUUGACGUCACUGGAAGUCAACUGUCAACGUUGAAUCCACAACUGUUAGUGACACUGGAUGAUCGACGCGGUGACUUGAAAGUUUUGGGGUUAGAAACCAAUCCUGUCAUUUGCGACUGUGGCGCUCGUGCGCUGCGACGUUGGUUGCCUACACACAUGACGACGAUACGUUGUUCCGCGCCUGAGCAUCUCGUUGAUAAAUUACUCGUGGAAAUUGGCGAUGAUGAAUUAACUUGUGAUCCACGAAAGAUAACAACGACUACAACAACGACGAAUACACCGGUGAAGACCACCCGAUUGAUUCCGAAGACGACCGAACCUGAAAUUAUCUGGUCUAUCGCAGCGACGGAGAAAACGAAGACUAAAACACCGAAACCAGCGACACCUGUUGGUCAAUCAACAAUAAAUAAUGAUGAUACGUUGAUUAUUGGUAUUGUUGGUGGUGUGGUGGCGUUUAUCACGAUUUUAAUCAUUGUUAUUUGUAUAAUUCGUUUGAGAAUGACUGGGAAUCAGUAUAGAGGUGGGCCGUUGGCAAAUGGCGGACCUGUUGGACCAAUGGGACCAGUGUUAGGUCCAGGCAGCAGUUGCGCCACCUGCAGUGUUAAAGGUGCACCACCAAUGUACGCUGUCCCACCACCGUAUGGACCUGGCUAUGCUGCUACAUUGCCGCAUAAGAUGAACAUGUCAGGCCCGCCUACGUCACGCACAGCGUACUCUACCAUUGGUCGAGUGCCGUAUUCACAGCCCUACUUUAUCGCAGCCUAUCCGUCGGACGAGAAAAUUUAUCGGUAAUAUUUAAGCAUCAGGGACAUUUAUGGGGGAAUUAUUUUAUACAAUACGGAAAACAAUAGUACAAAUAAUUUUAUAUUAUCAUAUUUGAUGUUAACUUGUGUACGAAUUGUGUUUCUGUAACAUUUUGUACAUACAGGCAUGUUUUAUUAGUUUCCUUCUAGAAUUAACGAUAUUUCGUAGUAAUUAUUUAAUUCUUUAGAUUUCAGAGUGUUUUUACGCAGAUUGAUGUUUUAAAUGUACAUAAAAUUUAUGUUGAUUGGAUUUAAUAUAUAAAAAUAUAGAUUUUUUAGUUUU